GUAUUUUACUCCAGCACAAUUAAUCAUACUGAUGGCAAAAAAAAUUAUUUAGAUCACGUACAAAUUCUGGAUAAAAUGUAAAAAAAAACUCGACAUUAAAUUGUAUUCAAAAAAGUUCGCAAAAGCAUAAAAAAGAAAACAGAAAUUUGGAAAAAUAAUUCACGUAAUCUUGGGUUUUAAGAAGAAUUAUCAACCAACCAGUGUUAAGAAGAAACAAGGUAAAUAAAUGUUUAAUAAAAUUACUAAACAAAAUUUACAAAAAAUAAGAAAAAACCUUUAAAAUGUCACUACAUUUUAUUAAACGAAACAUAAAAAAAAGAUUUUAACAUAAAAAUUUCAUAAAAUUUACGAAAAAAACGUGAAAAUUUUAAAUAAAUGAGGCAAAUGGGAAAGAAAUAAAUAAAAAAAAAUUAUAUAAAAACAACUAUAACAACAAACAUGCGAAAUCAUCAUCAGCAUAAAGAAAAUAAUAUUAACAACAACAACAAUAACAACAAUAACAACACCAACUCUACUAAUCGUUAUCAAUAUUGCCUGCAUCCGGUCAUGUCAGCCACUGUCACAGCCCAACACAGUGGUGCAACGCCAACAAUUAUGAACAAUCAUACCUCUACAACUACCACAACUACAGCUGCCACAACAACAACAGAUAUUAACGCUAAUACUGGCAACAAUAACAACAACAACUCGACUUUGUCGCCGUCUGCCAACAGCAACAUAAAUGACACUUUAAAUUCACAACAAAAACAAAUAACCACAACAAAAAUAUCAACAACUUUGUUUAACGCCACAAAAACAAAUUUGUCACCAUCAUCAGCAUCAUCAUCAUCAUCGUCGUCACCAUCCACUACAUCAGCAGCAACAACAACAACUGCAACAUCAUCAUCUGGAUCAACAACUGCAACCUCAUCCUCAUCGGUUUCAGUAUCAUUGUCGCCAGCAUCAGCAAAGGCCGUCUCAUCAUCAGCAUCAUCAUUAACAUCAUCCUCAUUGGUAGCGAUGCCCCAAACUGUUGCACAACAAUUAACAAAACUAAACAAUAACAAUAAUAAUGAUGAUCAUGAUCAGCAUCAUCAUAAUCAUCAUAUACAUGAUCAAAUAAUUAAUAAUACUACUAGUAGUAGCUGUUUAAGUGAUUCGAGAAAAUCUAUAAAUUCUACAACAAAAUCAUUUAAGGAAAUCCAUCAUAACAUGAACAACAAUAACAAUAUUAAUAACAACAACAACAGCAACAGCAGCAACAAUAACAACAACAACAAUUGUAACAAUAAUCAUUUUACAGAAUUAAUGCAACGCAGCAACAAUAAACGUUUGUCGCCAACCCAAGAAUCCAGCAACAUGAGUUUUUCCUCAGCCUCAGUGGCCGGUUCAAUACAGGAUGAUAUUGGCGAUCAAUGCGGUUUAACUAAAGCUGGUUUAGAGGAAUACACCAUGAGAUCAAAUUCAUUUUACGAUAAUCCCGUCUUGUAUCAUCAUCAGAAACAAUCAUCGUAUGCCCAAUCGGAAGGCUAUCACAGUUAUGUCUCCAGUUCGGAUUCAACAUCAGCAACGCCAAUGUUAGAUCGAUUACGUCAGGAAAGUGAAUUGUUAUCACGUCAGACAUCAUCGCAUCACUGGUCACAAAAUGAUUUGUCUUCGUUGGCUUCAACAUCAGUGGCGGCAUCGCCUACAUCCCUACUUUCAAGCGGCCGUGAUUUAAGUGAGCUGGGCAGCUGUACACAACUGCAGCAACAACAACAGCAGCAGCAGCAACAGCAGCAAAUACAACAACAUAACAAUAGCUCUGAAAGUACAUCAUCAACGGAAACUCUUAAGUGGCUGGGUUCUAUGAGUGAUGUAUCCGAAGUCAGUCAUGCUACCGGCUUCUCUGCCAUUUCCGAAUCAGUUUCUACUUCACAAUUAAUUGUACACAGUUCCCGGGUCAUGACGCCCAAGCGUCAUCAAAGUGAGAGUGUUUUAUAUACAACAGAAGAACAAGCUCCUCAGCAACAGCACACGCGUAGUAGCAACAUCCAACACUCUCCCCAACAUAGUCCUGCCAGUUUACAGCCUCAUAUGUCUGCUCCUGUCCACAACAACACUUUGACACCCAGUCACAGGCAUAGUCCUAGUUAUCCGCCCAUACACCAAACAUCUCACACUUUGUAUCGUCAUCAACACAAUCAUCACAACACUUCGCCCGAGCUAUCGAAAUCAAUGACAGAGAAAACUUCCUCCGAGAGCACACUCUCCAACUGUGAUGUAUUAGCUCAAAAAUCCAAUAUAUCGGUUACAAUUUCAAACAGUGAGGCUGUGGUAACCAUUUCACCACAUCCUCCACCGGUGCCAGCACCCAAACCCAACUCAAAUCUAAAUGGCUGUAAUGAUACUAUAAAGAACAUCAACAACCUCGCUGAGUCACAAUCCCAAACUAAUAUUUCUGCCCGAUCUCAUGGGUUACCCCGACAAAGCAGUUCCUUGGGCAUGGUAGGUCACAAAUCGGUUUCGGCUUCUAUGGAUUCUUUGUCUGAUAUCAAACAUCCAUACCGUAACAAUCAUCGCCUGUUUCCGGUCAGCACUUAUACCGAACCUGUACACAGCAAUACCUCGCAUUUUGUUCAUCAUCCAAAGCCUCAGUACAGUACGGGAUUGCAAAAACCACAAAAAUCUCAACAGCCACCAACAUCAUCCUCGGCUUCCUCUACUUCAUCAUCCUCGGCCUCCAGUCCUUCGAUGAGCGGUAGCCACAGCAAUUUGCAUCAACCCAAAUUGGGUUCGCCCAACUAUCCCCAGCCCAGUUGGCAAUCGGUGGCUGCCCUAAUUAAUGAUUUUGAAAGAUCGAAUGAUCAACAACAACCACAAAAGUAUACCUACUUGGAUCCCAACAAAACACAUCGUGUGCCAAAUCCAGCUUUAAAAGCCUUUCAAAAAAAUGCGGUACAAUCCUAUUUUGAGAGACAGCAACAUCAGCAGCAGCAGCAACAACAACAGCAGCACAAUCAAAAUCAUGCCCAUUCCUUGGACAAUCUGUCGCCCAAGUCGUAUCAACAGCAACAACAAGCUACCAUGAGACCUAGUUCCUUGCAAAAUCCCACCAAUGAGGGAGUACAAACAGUUUUACUCAGGAAUUCUCUGCCCAACAAUUACAGUACGACAACAGGACAAAGACCUUUAUCGGAGGAUAAAAACACCUACAGUUCACGCAAUAUAAAUAGUUUAAACAAUAAACCGCCUUCUCCGGCACCACCACCGCCACCUCCCAGAUCACGUUCCAUGAUGCCCACUCUCUUAAGAAGAUCCUCAUCGGCCUCCGAUUAUGCGGAAUUAAGAGAUCAGUUUAUUUCGGCUCCUCAAGAGAAAUUGCAAUCACAAUCCAUUAAAAAUAUUUCCAAUUCGGAGAAAUUCUCUUUUAAUGACUGUGGCAUGCCACCACCACCUCCGCCACCCAGAGGCAGAUCAUCAAUGCCGCCACGUAGAACUUCCUCGGCAGCUGAGUAUGCUGCUAUACGAGACAAGGUGUUGUUACAGCAGGCAGCUGCUCUAACACAUCAACAAUUGCAUCCACAUCAGCAUCAAAAUGUGCCACCAACACCACCACACCAACACUUGGGUAUUAUGAGCAGCAGCUAUCAUCAUCCCACACAUCACGGCCAUCAUCAUCCUUAUCAACAACAACAAUCACCACAAUCUUAUCAAAGCGGCUUGCCACCCAUGGUGCCACCACCCUUACAAGAUGGCUGGGUACCAGAGCGACCUCCUAAAAAUCCCAACUUGAGAGUGCCUUCACCAGACCUACCACCCCCUCCUCCUGGCCUAGAAACCGAAACCACAAUACCCGAUGAACCUUUGCCCCCACCACCACCAGAAAUCUUGCAACGUCAACCCAUGGUAGAUACCACAACGGAUAUGGUGCCCAAACCUCCUUCACCCAAUAGACGCAACAGCUUUGCGGGAGCUUCUUUAAGAAAAACCAACUUCUUUACUAGAUCACCCUCAAAUGACAGUGUUAAUGUAUCGCCCAAAGGUCCGCCACCACUGAUACCUCGUAAGCCAGCCAGUAUUGAAUUAUUACAUGUCUCCAGACCUUCGGCAGCCUCUCUCAAUCAGCUGAACAGCACAAAAAUUCAACCAGAACUCACCAGAGCCACCAUUAUAUCGUCAUCCACCCGUAAAAGGCCUCACAAUUUGGCCGCCUCGUCUGCAUCGUCGAUACCAGCCAUACAGGAAAAUGUCACCAUGAUCAGCAAUCACAAUGUCAGACAUUCGCCAACUGGUCUCAGUUCUCCAUUGCACACACAAAAUUCCAAAUCUUCACCUCCACCGCCACCACUAAUGCCAAGAAUGACAAAUGUGCAGCAGACAUUGCUGACGCAACAGCCAGGUAUUGGCAACAACAACAACGUCAACUCCAAUCUAACUAAUCAGAAAUCAAGAUGUAAUUCCAAAGCAUCAUAUUUACCACGACAGAGUCUGGAAAAACAUACAAAUUCGGAUCCCGAUCAUGGCAGCUAUAAAAUGACACUACACUCAAAUGAAGAUUUGGUGACAACAACCAAAUCCUCAUACGAUAUCUUGGCACAGACAGCAAAAUUGCCCAACAAUUUGCCCGAUGUCUUACCGUUGGGCGCUAAACUACAGCCCUCAUCCAAUAGCAGUUUGAACUCAACACCCUCGCUACGUUAUGGCUCCAACAAUAAUAUUUCAUCGAAUUCACCAACAUCACAACAGAGUUACACCCCAUAUGCCGCCCAACAACAACAGCAGCAGCAACAACGUUAUUCAACGCCGGUACUUAACACUUUCAAUUUGUCCACAAAUUUUACACGAUCUCAAUCAUUUGAUACCAAUGUUCACAAUACUAUGACUCAAAGUCCCACAAAAUAUAUGACCCAGUCUUCGUUAGAACUUAAGAAACCCAUGAAUAACUUGGAAACAACCAUUGAAGAACCAAAUUUCAUAGAUACUCCUCUAAUGAAGGACAACAACAAUUCAUCACUAUCGUCGUUGAGCUCGUUGGCGGAGAGUUGUAAUAGUCAUGAGGAAAGACUUAAUGCCAGUAAUGUGAGUAGUGCAAACAAUGCCGAAGCGGUUAAUAGCAAUUCAAUAUUUAGAGCCGAAUUAGUGAAUACUACAUUUGCCAACAAUGCCAGUAGCAAUAGCAGCAAUAAUAAAAAGUCGGUUACCAGACAAGAAUCUUUGAGGGAGAAUAUCGAAAAGAUAACACAAUUACAAUCUCAGCUAAUGUCGGCCCAUAUAACAGAUAAUGCCUUUAUGGGUAGUUAUGCCUCUCAAAUGUCACCCACAUGUAACUCUAAUAAAACCUCACAGGCCAAUGUGAUUGAUAUACCAAAAAGUCUGGAAACAGAGAAAAUCGAUGAAGAAAAACCAUGUUCGAAUACAGAAGGAGAAUGUCUACCACUAGCUCCCUUAACACCACCACCACCAGUAGAGGAAGAUUUAUUGGUAAAAUCUUCCACAAACAACACAAAUACCUGCAAUUUAAAAUCACCAACGAUUUUAGAAGAUGAACACUCGGCAGACUGUAGCAGUAUACUCUCCCAAUUAGACUCGAGUACCGACAGUUUAAAACUGGUGCAGCGUAGCGAACUUGUAUUGAGAGUUAAUGCCAGUACUGUAGAAACUGCCUCACAAACCGAUGACAUCACCGACAGUGAACUAAAGAGCCUAGCCGAAGUCACAAAUACCAAGGAAAUGGAUACACCAACUCGCACAACACUACAACCUCGCCAGCGUCUAACCAUAGAAGAUGAUUGUGAGAAAAUGUCGCAGGAAUUGGCCAAUAUGUUGGCGCCCAACGAUGCCCUCAUUAAUAUUUUAUGUCCUCCUGGCUCUAAAACCGUUGCCGACUAUGUUACUAAUCUCUAUAAUCCCAAUGUACCUUUAAGGCCCAGCAAACGUGAUGUGGGCACUUCAACGCUGACCAGAAGUAGUAAAAACAAGGAAGAUCCUGAAUCUAAUGAAAAGAUAACGGUGGAAUUGAAACUAAGUGAACUAGAACAAACGCCAGAAAAUUGUGAUAUUUUAAAGAAUAAAGUGGAUGACUUAAUUAAACAUUUAAAUAAUAAAGUACGCAUCUUAACUAAGGAACAAUCGUGCAUAGAUGAAGAAUCUGCCAUCAACGAUGAGCUGGGUAAUUGUUUAUUGAAUAAACUAAGCGAUAAGGUUAGACCGAUCGAAGCCUCUAAAUGUCGCACAUAUAUCUCAGACAUUGGCCAUAUAACCGGUUUGCUGUUAUCGCUGUCAGAACGUCUUGCCAGAGCAGAGAAUAAUUUAACAACAAUCGAGGAAAAUAACUCAGAAAAGAAAUCUCUUGAAAAAAAACGUGAUCGUUUAUUGGAACAACUAACAGAAGCUAAACGUCUUAAGGCUGAUAUCGAUCGUCGUGGCAUUAGUGUGGUCAGCUUGCUGGAGAAGAACUUAAACUCAGACGAGUUUGCCGAUUUUGAAUAUUUCAUCAAUAUGAAAGCCAAACUAAUAACCGAUGCUCGUGAUAUUGCUGAUAAAAUCAAGAUGGGAGAUGAAAUCAUAAGCGCUCUCAGUGAUACAUUAAUACAAAGUGAUUGUUGAUUUGCCUGCAUUAAAAAGAGACAAGAAAGCAGGAAAGAGAGAGAAAAAUACUUAAUAAAAAUGAAGAUAAACAAGUGUGAUACAACAUACGAAAAAAUAAUUACUUAAACAUUAAAAAAUAAAACUAAGAACAGAGUUAGUUAUUGACCUUUUGAAUCUGUGGAAUAAUUUCCUUACUUUCAUUACCAAAGCUGAGAGUAUCAAGAGAGAUUAAUAUAGAGAGACAGAGAGUUAUAGUAAAAAAGGUUAAUAAACUUGGAAAAACGCACAGAUUUUUUUUUAAAAUUCACAUACAUACUUAUUAUUCUACUUUGUAAAAUAUGGUGCUUUUUUUAGUUUAAUUCCUUGAAAAUUAAAAAAUAACUAAACAAAGCACUUGUGUAUUAAAAAAAUCCUUUUUAAAAAAAAGAGCGCUUGAGAACAAAUCAAAAAAAUGUUUUUAUUUCUAGAAAAACAAAAAUUUCAUAACUAAAAUUGCGUGUGCUUUUUUUAAAUUUUGUUUAAUUGUUUGUUUUUUUCCUUUGCAAUGCUUUGUGAUUUAAAAUAUGAUUUUAUUUAAUUAUUACUAUCCUUCUUCUAUUUAAAUUGUCCUUAAUAUUAAUUUGAGUCUAACUUUUCUGUUCUAUGUACUAUUGUUUUCUUUUGGAAUUUAUAGCCUGUUUCAUAAUAUCGAAUAAAAGAUUUCGUUUGCAUUCUCAGCGAAAGAAAACUGAUUUGAGUUUUCCUAACUUCAUAUUUAUAUGUACGAAUCUGUUUUCUUUCACUUAGAAUGAAAACGAAAUCUUUCAUUCGAUAUUUUUAAACCCGCUAUUUAUUAAUUUUAUUUUAAUUAUAUCCAUAAUUUUCAGCAAUGAUUGAAUUGAGAAAUAUGUAUUUCUUUUUGCAUGUGUUAUAUAGUACGAGUACGUUAUAAUUUUAAAAAAAAACUUUAUUGUAAGUCAGUUAAAUUUUUUUUAGUUUAUAUUUCUUAUUAUAAUAAUCAGUUUAUUUUCAAAAAAUAUUUGUAUUUUUAUUUGUAUGUGUAUUUAAAUUUAGUUUUAAUGCUAAUUUUUAACAAACUAUAAACGUUUGUGAAUAUAAUUUAAUCAAUAUAAUUAAACAAAACAUCAAAAUAUAUAUUACUUAUUAAAUUAGAUUUUAUAAAAAUAAAAAUGAAGUUAACAAAUUAAAUGAAAA
Messenger RNA from Calliphora vicina (urban bluebottle blowfly), 7743 nucleotides. It is a transcript of the gene Shrm, whose product is annotated as Shroom. Gene Ontology annotation, cellular component: cortical actin cytoskeleton; apical plasma membrane; adherens junction. Gene Ontology annotation, biological process: actin filament organization; cell morphogenesis. The coding region runs from base 439 to 6567 and encodes 2042 amino acids. NCBI's taxonomy places the organism in Eukaryota, Metazoa, Arthropoda, Insecta, Diptera, Calliphoridae. The record is from RefSeq and is a predicted model, not a curated record. Gene Ontology annotation, molecular function: actin filament binding. The transcript has 7 exons.